Messenger RNA from Botrytis porri, 2213 nucleotides. RefSeq lists its product as uncharacterized. Gene Ontology annotation, biological process: iron import into the mitochondrion. Bases 614 to 1552 code for a protein of 312 amino acids. The transcript is spliced from 8 exons. Gene Ontology annotation, molecular function: ferrous iron transmembrane transporter activity. Gene Ontology annotation, cellular component: mitochondrial membrane. The record is from RefSeq and is a predicted model, not a curated record. NCBI's taxonomy places the organism in Eukaryota, Fungi, Ascomycota, Leotiomycetes, Helotiales, Sclerotiniaceae.
AAUCUUAACGAAAGACUUUCUCCAAUUCGACCAAGUACUGACAGAGAGUUUUCUUACUUCAUGGUACAAACAUUUUUAUCUAACUUUUCGUUGUGAUCGUCUACUAACCUUAGGUACUUUGCUGUUUGCUUCCAAAGAUCCAGCCAAUUCCAACAAAGUUCCUUUGAGGUUUCUUCUUUUUUCCCCUUCCAUCACUCUGUACCGUCUUUUGAUUCCAUAAAAGCAAUCAAGCAAGCAAGCAAUCAAGCUGUUUCAUCUCUGUACAAAGCUCUAGAUACCUCGGUCCCGAUUUUGUUCCAAAGAAACCCUGUUCAAUUCGUAUCUCCGAUCUUUGGGGGGAAACAAAAACACAGACAGCAUCACCACUUUUUUAUUUUGCUUUCAACUAAAAAUCGAUAUCUACCAAUCAACCCGCCACCCCUCUUCUCUUCCUCCCCCCUCAACCACAACCACAACUUGACCGCAGAAAAAACUUCCAUGAGAUUAGAAGCUGUGCGGUUCCCAUACUUUGUAUCUUUAUCGAUCUGCGACAUUCAUUGUUGAUUCUACGGAAGUCGACAACCUGGCUCUUCAAUCAGCUCAAGUUGGAGGAGGAUCUGCGGCGUUAGCCCAAAUGGCUAAGCCAGGCGGAGAACCUUUGGAGGAAUAUGAUGAAUAUGAAUCUCUCCCACCCAAUUUUUCGUUAAUCCAGAAUAUGACUGCGGGCGCCUUUGCCGGAAUCGCGGAACAUACUGUUAUGUACCCGAUCGAUGCAAUCAAGACCCGAAUGCAAAUUCUCAACCCUACCCCAUCCGCAGUCUACAAUGGUGUUUUACAAGGAGGAUAUCGGAUAGCUACCGGAGAGGGACUUUUCAGUCUAUGGAGAGGCAUGUCAAGUGUGGUUGUGGGAGCUGGACCUGCACACGCUGUUUAUUUUGCUACUUAUGAAGCUGUGAAGCAUGUCAUGGGAGGAAACCAAGCUGGUGUUCACCAUCCUCUUGCUGCUGCUACUAGUGGGGCUUGCGCAACCAUUGCAAGUGAUGCCCUCAUGAAUCCUUUCGAUGUUAUCAAACAGCGCAUGCAAAUGCACAACUCGAAAGUUAUGUACAAAUCGAUGAUGGAUUGUGCUAGAUACGUUUAUCGAAGUGAAGGUCUUACCGCAUUCUACGUUUCUUAUCCUACCACCCUGUCCAUGACAGUUCCUUUCACCGCUCUUCAAUUCCUCGCAUACGAAUCAAUGUCGACUUUUAUGAACCCUACUAAAAAAUACGAUCCAUGGACCCAUUGUUCAGCGGGUGCGGUUGCAGGAGGUUUUGCGGCUGCUCUCACAACACCCAUGGAUGUGGUAAAGACUUUAUUACAAACUAGAGGAACAGCGACUGAUGCGGAACUAAGAAAUGUCAGUGGUUUUGUGGAAGGAUGCCGGGUUAUUCAUAGAAGAGCAGGAUUUGGUGGAUUCUUCAAAGGUGUUAAACCAAGAGUGGUUACCACUAUGCCUAGUACCGCUAUUUGUUGGUCUGCAUAUGAGGCUUGCAAGGCUUAUUUUAUCAGGCAAAACAAUGCCGAACUUUAAAUACUUUGGUUCAACGACGCCUGUAGCAUUUCCUGCAACAUUCCCCUUAAUGAGCGAGAUUCCGACUGCGGCUAUGCGAUACCACACGAAUGCAUUUUAGCCGGAAAUAAAGCUGCAGUCACAUGAUAUGAUUUUGUGCUUGUGAAAGCGAUCGAACAUGAUUUACAACAGUUGAGCUUUAUAUGAUGUUUCAACCUGCCAUGUCAAGCUUAACAUCGAUAUUUGCGAGUAGUGAAUGGAUGAGUAUCGUUGGUCGAUCUGUACAUAGAACACCUUUUUUCUUUUUUUCUUUCUUGCUUUUAGAUCUCUUCGGUUUUUGAUGGUACACGAUAUGCGUGCAUGCAUGGAAGGUUUUGAUGAAAUUCUUUGGGAAAGCCAUUGAAGACAGGAGACAUCGAUGUUAUUGAUGGAGACGUUCGUGAAUGAACUUUGGCUGGCGUUCAUCUAGCGAUGGAUGGAUAUGCUAGGUUGGAGGGUGGGCGGUGUUCAAAAAUGAAGGGGGUGGGUAUGAAGAAUACAGCUGGAUGAAAAUCAGCUUUAGAAUGGAUGGUCAGUUUGGGUAUCUACCCGGUGGAUGUAUACUGGCGUGUAGGGAGUGUAUUUAUACAGAAAGGAAAUUCAUUUGGAGUGAUGAGUGAAGAAAGAAAAGAUAAGACAAGAG